AUGGCCACGAACUGCGACUUCAUCGAGCAGCCAGUAAAGCAGCAGCCGUUGGCCAGUGCAGCAGUCAUGGGCGUCCAGGAUGACAAGGUGCAGGAGCCCAAGGAGCUGCCGGAUGAGCCGGCGAAGCAGCCAGACGGCCAUCCAUACCAGCAAUUCGCUGGCGAGGAUAGCUUCGAAUGCGCCUUCGAGUCGACCAUGGACGAUCUGGAGCAGGGUGUUCUGGAUGGCUACGAGUCGGACUCGGAGGCGAGUGCCAAUGACCAGAUCACCGAUUCCGCCUCCUCCGGCAGCCUGGGCCAAGUGGCCCAGCAGCAGCAGCGGGAGGAGCGAUUGAGGGGCUUGCCGGGUCCACUUCAUGGCCAGCACAUCGAUUCCGAGAUGCUCAAGUGCUUGCCGAGAUCGAACUCCUUCGACUUCCACAGCAGCAGUGGCAGCAGCUCGGAUGACGAGGACGAUCCGGAUGACGACGACGAUGAAGUUCACCACAGCCUGGGGCUCAGCCUCAGCGGGAAGUUUGUCAAGGUCGAUCUCUAUUCGGGUCACCAAAGACCCGGCUAUCUGCUACCUCCCUACAUCGAACGACGCCGCUUGUCGCAGUGCAAGGAGGAGGAUGACGAGGAUGAGGGCGACAGGACCCAGCUGGGCGGAGGCUCCUCCUCCACGGGAGAGUCAACCAAAUCCGAAAAAGCUUCGAAGGCGCCACCAAGACCACCCACGCCGCAGGAUGAGGCCUCCAAGGAGAAGUUCAAGGACCUGGAGCGGCUGCGGCAGCAGUUUAUGCACAAGAUCGAUAGGAUCAAUACGCGAAAUAUCGAGGAGAGUGAGGCACCGCCGCCACCACCUCCACCGCCGCCUCCCAUACCAGCCACGAUUCUACCAAAGGCGCUGAAGGCGCUACUGCACACCCAGGAACCAGUGGCGCCUCCUUCCCGUCCAUCUCCAGUUGCUCCACCAAGUCCUGCACCCACUUCCAGCGAUAUUGUGGCAAAGGAAACGCCGGUUCCUGUAACACCAGAGCCCGUUUCCCCUCUGCCGCUGCCCACGGAGCCGCCGCUGAUCAUCAAGGGCAAGUUUAAGGUCUCACUCGCCCAGGAGACACCCGAACUGCGAGUCGAGGCCCAGAAGCUGAGCAAACUGAAGGCCAGCUCGAAUGCCCACACCAUCAGCUUUCCCUCCAGCUUCGGAGGCUACUCCUCGGUGCAGGGACUGUUCUCCCAGCGAUAUGGCUCCAAUCGGUUUCCCACCGCCGCUCCCCACCUGUCCAAGCAGUUCUUCGAGCCAUCGCUGGUGGAGAUUCGCACGCCGGCCCAGAGCAACGUGGCGCUGAAUACGACUGGGCUGGCCAACAGCAAUCACCAAAGCCUCACUUGUGAUACAAAUAGUUUAGCCAACAAGCCGCGCACGCCCAGCGAACGGGAGCUGGACGAGAUCUGGAUACGGCGGCAGGACGGUGGAUUGAGUGGCACCACUGCUCCAGGCGCAUCGGGUGCUCCACUUCCUCUGCUCCAGCAGCAGCAGCAGAGAGCCGUCUCCUUGGGUGGGGCGUCCACCAUGCCCCGUUUGCUGAGGAGCGAAAGCAGUGCCUCCACCACCAGUCCAUCCCGCCAGCUGACCAACUCGGGAUCCGUCUCCGUUUCCGUGUCCGAUGAUGAGCAGGAUGGCAGCCUCAGAGAAGCCGGCCGGUUGCCAGGAUCCCGACCCUCCAGCGCCCCCGCAGAGCCAAAUGCCAAGGCGGCCAAGAAGGCCUACAAGAAGAUGGAAAAGGAGCAGCGUCGCCAGGAGAAGGAGCAGUCGCGACGGGAAAAGGAAGCCCGGAAGCUGGAGCGCGAGACGGCGAGAAGGAUCGAACGCGAGGCGGCCAAGCUGGAGAAGAUCAACAGGCACAGCGAGAAGAUCUCACGCAGCACGGAGCGCAUGGCCAUGGCGGGUGUGGGAUCGCGGUCCGGUUCGCUGGAGCGGAGGCGAAGCGGCGAGGACUCGCCCGUGCUCAAUCAGUCGACGGUGCACGGCAUAGCGUCACCCAACCGAAGGCCCACGAUAUUCGACGUUUUCCGCCCGCGUGCGAAAUCCGAUGCGAAGCGGCAGAAGGAGAAGCACCUGUUGGAUCCCUCCUCCGCCGACAGCAGCGCCACCAGCAGCACCUACUCCGUUUCCGGCGGCACAGGCCCGGCCACGGGCUCGGCAGCAGCCGGAACAGCAGCAGCAGGUCCGGGCGCCGCGGGAGGAGCCGGUGGCCUUAUGAACUCCAUGAAGGUGGCCAUGCAGAACUUCAGCCAUCGCCAGCAUCCCGCCGUGACGAUAACGAGCGCCGACGGCACGCAAUCGACGGCAAAGAGCAAGUACAAAGACGGCAGUGCCCAUCCGCAUCAAGGCAGCGACGCGCAAUAUUACCACACGGUGACGGCGGUGCGUCCAAACUCUUCCCAGCGGUCGCCGAUGACCAAGGUCAUGGAUCUGUUCCGGCAUCGAUCCAGCUCGGUUGUCAGCGAAGCCGACAAACGCAAAGCGCGCGCGGCGGCGCAUCAGCAACAAUUGGCUGUGCAAAGUGCUCACAUGCGUCGUGCCUCCGCGGAUUUGGAAAAACGUCGUGCAUCAGUUGGCGCCGCAGGUCGAGGUCUGCGAGGGGAUGGUACUUUGGAUCCACACCAUGCAGCCAUCCUCUUCAGAGACUCACGAGGGUUGCCUGUCGCUGAUCCGUUCCUAGAGAAAGUAAAUCUAUCAGACCUGGAGGAGGACGACUCACAGAUCUUCGUGAAGUUCUUUCGUUUUCACAAGUGCUAUGAUCUGAUACCCACCUCCGCCAAGUUGGUUGUCUUCGACACCCAGCUCCUUGUAAAGAAGGCCUUCUAUGCCCUGGUCUAUAACGGUGUGCGAGCGGCACCACUCUGGGAUUCGGAGAAGCAACAGUUCGUGGGCAUGCUAACCAUCACGGACUUUAUCAAGAUCCUGCAAAUGUAUUACAAAUCGCCAAAUGCGUCCAUGGAGCAGCUGGAAGAGCACAAACUGGACACGUGGCGAAGCGUGCUGCACAACCAGGUGAUGCCGUUGGUCAGCAUUGGACCGGAUGCGUCCCUCUACGAUGCCAUCAAAAUUCUCAUCCACAGCCGCAUACAUCGCCUGCCCGUCAUCGAUCCGGCGACCGGCAAUGUCCUUUACAUCCUGACACAUAAACGCAUACUUAGGUUCCUCUUCCUAUACAUUAAUGAAUUACCAAAGCCCGCGUACAUGCAAAAGAGUUUGCGCGAACUGAAGAUUGGCACCUAUAACAACAUCGAGACCGCCGACGAGACGACGAGCAUCAUCACGGCCCUCAAGAAAUUUGUGGAGCGACGAGUCUCAGCCCUGCCCCUGGUGGAUUCCGAUGGUCGCCUCGUUGACAUUUACGCAAAGUUUGAUGUGAUUAAUCUCGCCGCCGAGAAAACCUACAACGAUCUCGAUGUUUCGCUGCGCAAGGCCAACGAGCACCGGAACGAGUGGUUCGAGGGCGUGCAGAAGUGCAAUCUGGACGAGUCGCUGUACACGAUCAUGGAGCGAAUCGUCCGCGCCGAAGUACAUCGACUGGUGGUGGUCGACGAGAACCGCAAAGUGAUCGGCAUCAUCUCGCUGUCCGAUAUCCUGCUCUACCUUGUCCUGCGACCAAGCGGUGAAGGCGUCGGUGGCUCGGAGAGCUCAUUGCGUGCGUCCGAUCCCGUUCUGCUGCGCAAAGUGGCUGAGGUGGAAAUACCAGCGACAGCCGCAGCGUCGACGACAUCAACCCCGCCUCGCAGUCCAUCGGCCGGAUCCGGCAAUCGCAGCCUGAUCGAGGACAUACCCGAAGAGGAGCCGACGCCGGCGAGGAGCGACGAUGCCGACAGUGAUAACAACAAGUCCGCCAGUGAGGAUAAAGCCAACAACAACCAGCACGACCAGACGACGACGGCUGCGACAGCUAAUGGUGAUAGCAACAACAGCCCCGUAGAAGUGUCCUUUGCCGAUGAGGCGCAGGAAGAAGAAGCUGCCGACCAGGUCGAGCGCAGCAAUUGUGAUGAUGAUGACCAGCCAGCGCUAGCGGAGAUUGAGCGCAAGAAGGCAUCGAUGGACGACGACGAGGACGAUGGGCUGAGCAGCGCCGUGUCCGCUGCCUCCGCUUUGGGCCAAUCACUGACGCCCGCGGCGCGAGAAAUGGCGUUGGUUAGUGAAUAAACCUAAACCUACACCUUAACACUUAAUUUAAACUUAUGCUAAAGAGAUACAGCUGUUACAGAUACAAAAGAAAAAAAAACAAUUGCUAAACAAUAACUAUGAACCCAAAAACACAACAUUAAUGAUAAAGCAGAGAACAUUAUAUUUGAAUAUUAAUAUUUGUUAAGGAUAUUAAUGGGUAAAUGGAGGUUAUAUGAAUAGUAAUGAGAAGCUUAAUAUCUCAUAUUAAUAUCCGCGGACAUAGCAACUUUGAUUGGAGUAAAAAUCUUUUUGGAUUGAGACGUCAACGAUGUGGGUCUCUUCACAUAGCUCUGGGCUUGGCCCUGUUCCAUAUUGAGGAUUUCCAUAUAUAUGGAUUUAAGCGAUCAUGGCCAUCUCAUGUUGUUAAUAUUGAAGGAAUUUUCGGUUGUGUGGAUAAAUGCUGCGCACCGCAGCAAGAUAGGUACUAUGAAGGGAUAAUUUCAGCUAUGACUUAAAUCCGAGAUUCCUUAAGGAUGGAGCUAAACUUGAUAAUUGGAAUGAUCAACUUUUUAUUGAUAAGUUUCUUUCCAAAACAAAUUGCACCUUCAAACUACGAUAUCACUGUGUAUUCUGCAGACAAAAUAGAUACUACGAAGGAUAAUAUCUGAUAUAAAGUGAUUGUAUUGUUCAGCUAUGAUUCUUAUAUUGUCAGCUAAAAAUCAUUACCUAUUUUAAUAUGUUUUAAGAAAACACAUUCUACUUCUGCCAAAUCAAAGGAUGUUCCUGAAAUCAAAGGGUACUGUGUUGUGCAGAUAGAGCAGAGGGAUACUAACGUUCCUGAAGUUGCCUUAGCUGGUGAUGUUACAGCCGGAUGCAAUUUUUCUUAAUGGAGUAUCGAUAAAUUCUGUGGCAAACGUUGUAUAGGAAUGUAGUCAAUAUUCCAACUCAGGGUGAAGGGGCAAAUUCAACCUCGGAUUUGUCCUGUCCAACAGUGCAUGGGAUCUCGUAUGAGCAAUCAAUGUGCGACAUUGUGCACAGAUACCAACUUCACAAUCAAGACAAUUCCCACAGGUUCGAAAGCCUUGGGUUAAAGAAUGCCUAUAGAAAUAUAAUUCUUUCCUUGGAUAUUCUUUCACUGGUCAUCGGGAGGAGCAUGGUAAAAAGAGCUGAAGAUAUCCAAGACGAAAAUGUUUGGCAUGGGUCCUGCCUAUUGCAUGUGAGUAUGUAUGGGCUGCCAGGAGCUGUGGAUUGACCAACGAUUUAUGCAAGGCAAAUAACAGUACAUGUCUUGUUGAGUUAAGCCUUCUGGAUAUAAGAGAUAUUCUUAAAUAUUCAGAAGAAUCAAGGGAAUAGAAGCUGUACAAUAAGACCUUAAGAAUUUGAUUAGAGACAAUAUGGCGAUACUCCCGAUGUUUCAACAGCCAUUAUACACAAAACUGAACCUUUUUCCAAUAUUAGCACCAUGGCCAUAUUUCGAAAUUCCACAAGGAUGUUUAUCUUUAAGAGGGAACUGGGUCGAGUCCGGUUUAAAGUUUUAAAGUUUUUGAAUACACUUGGUAAUGAAGGGUUCAAAAUGAAAGAUAUGUCAAGAGUUGUUAGCUGUCUAAUAAAAUGAUUACUAGAUUAAACAA
This is a messenger RNA of Drosophila mauritiana, 5774 nucleotides long. RefSeq names its product 5'-AMP-activated protein kinase subunit gamma-1 (gene SNF4Agamma). Lineage: Eukaryota; Metazoa; Arthropoda; Insecta; Diptera; Drosophilidae. The transcript is spliced from 11 exons. Bases 1 to 4182 code for a protein of 1393 amino acids. The record is from RefSeq and is a predicted model, not a curated record.